This is a messenger RNA of Durusdinium trenchii, 1536 nucleotides long. Lineage: Eukaryota; Dinophyceae; Suessiales; Symbiodiniaceae. The record is from the annotation of a GenBank genome assembly.
AUGGUUGUCUUCCAAUCUGAGGAUGAAGAGUCGCAGAGCGAAGAUGACUCCUGGUUCGACCAGCUCAUCACUUCCGGGCUAUCCAAACUUUCAGAAGAAUGUGCUUCGUUGGAGGAUCCGGCUCCUGAUACUCAGCCUUUGCUGCACGAGUUCAGCCAUUGGGAAGACUCACAGGUGGAAUGCUCUCUUUUGGAUCUUUUUGAGCCAAACAAGUCAGAAGCAACCAGCCGUCCAGUUGCUCGCCCCCUUCAAGGUGAUGUGCACAUGCAGGAGGGCCCACUGGAUCCACCGCCAGAUGUCCUCUUGGUGGAGGACUCCCCUGUUUCCACAAAGAUUGAGGCCAAGAGUGGAGCAACUGCUGCACAGCCUAUGGGUGAUACACUGGCUGGGAAGCGAGCCCAUGUCGAAUUCUUGAAGAAGAAGCUUUUGGAGCUGGAGUCAGCUAUCAACAAAAGCGAGUCUGGCGCUCAGCAUGUCCAGAUCCUGGAGGUGGAAGUGAAGAACGAGGUGAAGGAAAUGAAGGCUGCCGCUGAAUCUCCUGCCGAGUCCUCAAGCAAGCAGCCUUGGGUGGUGAUGGAAUCUCUACCCUACGGCGGUGACAAUGACGGUACUUUGCCAAUGGACUUGGGAGGAGGUCUUCCGGCUCCUGUGGGCCUUUUGCUUCAAAAGGCACAUCAACAGCAAGAGCCAAACAAGCCUCCUACAUCUUCGAGUUUGGCGGAUGGAAAGAAGCCUGAGACCCAUGAGGCUUCUAAUGCAGCAUCUUUGCCAGAGCAUCCACAGGAUCCAAAGAAGAAGACUCUUGAGGGUGAGUCCAUGGAAGUGGAAGAUCCGAAAGAAGCAAAGGGGACGCCUGCUACUCCUCCACGCCGCCGCUUGAGACGGCUGCCAAGUUCGCCUGCCCCUGAGGCCCCUGAGGCUCCUGAGGGUAAGCUUGAAGAGAAGAUUGCAUCCCCACCAGUGAAGCAGCCAAAAAAGCGGAGCAAGAAGAACACUCCCAAGAAGAAGCCCAAGCAGCCUGAGCCCGAGGCCAAUGCUGAGGCCGCAAGCUCUGCGCCCAUGCAAAGCGUGGAGGAAACCAAGCCAGCAGGCAAGGCCAAGGCUCGCAAGCGAGCAACCAAGGCCGACCCCAAGGAGCCCGAAGGUGCUGAUCCUGCUUUGCCACCAGCUGAUGCUAAUGGUAGUUCGGAAUUGAACAAUUCCAAAGAGGCUGAGGCUGAGACAACUGGAAAAAAGAAACCUCCUGGAGAAUCCUUGCGCAGGUUUGCAAUGGACCACCUGAUUGAGACCCGCCGGGAUGAUGCUGCAUGGCAUCAUGCUCUAAAGCUGUUUAGAGCGAAAGAUGUCUCCCAGAAAUCAUUUAUGGAGAAGUAUGACUACUGGAGCUUGAGCAUGUAUUGGAAGACAUGCCGAGUGGGUCUUCUCCAGAAGGUGCCGAAGCUUGAGAAGCCAGUUCAUGUUCUCAGCUUUGGUGGAGGCCAUUGCCAAACGAUUGGCAUGCCGCUGGAAGCUGUUCGGCUCUUCGUGGGGGUCUGA